This is a messenger RNA of Gongylonema pulchrum, 477 nucleotides long. The record is from the annotation of a GenBank genome assembly. NCBI's taxonomy places the organism in Eukaryota, Metazoa, Nematoda, Chromadorea, Rhabditida, Gongylonematidae.
AUGCGGCGACACUCCGAAUUGGCCUGGCUGCCUUGCAAGUGCAAACAGCAGUCACCCGGCUGGGAAUACCACGGUGUUGGUGCGCUUGGUUUGCAGUAUUUCCUGCAGUGGUGUUUAUUUCAUUUCAUUCGCUCAGUGAUUGAAUACGGCAAUCGCGCAAUUACCAUGCACCAGCAGCAACAGCAAUUGCCGCCGAGCACUUCCUCUAAACCAGCGAAUACGGGGCAGUUUGAUUCAUCGUUAUCUGCGGCCACUGUCGCUCCCUCGUUUUUGGACGACCCUCCUAUAACUUCUGCUCGCUUCGCACCGCUGUACUCGAUGACUGCCCGAACUGUAAAAGAAGCACCUUAUACGAUUUGUUUCGAUGUGAACUCGGAACUGCGGCGUCAGAUUGCUCAAACAACAUUUAUUAUAAGUAACGAUGGACAGCCAGCACAUUCGUUGUUGGCAAAAUGCGGUCACGCGGGCCACUGCUGA